GGUCUUUCGUAUUAAGCAAGAAGAACUUGAAAAGAAAAGCAAUAAAAAAGAAUUAACAACUCAACAAGUUUAAGGAAACGAAGCAAUAGCAAGAAAAUGGCAGGACGCGGUAGAGGAAAGUCUGCUAUGUCCUUUUCCAUGGAACAGUUGGGCAUCGCUAAAGGAGAAAUACUACCAACACCAGUUCUGCAACCAUCUUUAAGUUAUCCUCCGUUGGAUCACAAACCUCCACCUAUUCAAAUAACUAACGAAAUGGAGUAUCUAGUAGAAUUAAAAAGGCAUUUCACUGAAUAUAUACGAGAGUCGCCAUAUUAUGUGAAAGCUGCUAUUAUAAAUGAAGAUAUUGAACGAUAUAGCGAUGCUUUUAAAGAAGAUUUUGUAGAUAAUGAUGAAUCGAAAUAUGAGGCACACCAUGAUUGGAGCUUAAUGCCAGAGGAAUUAAAAGCGUCGAGGAAACGAAAAUCCCGGCAGCAGAAAGGAAAUAAGAAGAAAAAGGACAUGGAUAUUGUGAAAAAGUUGACAGAAUUGGAGAAAAAAGAAAAUAUGCAACAACCUGCAGAAGAGGAAGAUAAAGAGGAAGGGGGUGAAGAGGAGAAUGAUGAAGAAAAAGAAGAUGGUGUAAGGGAGGAAGAGGAAGAAGACGAGAUGGAUGAUGGGACUGAUUACGCAAAUGAAUAUUUUGAGAAUGGCGACAAUUACUAUAGCGAAGAUGAUAAUAAUGACGAUCAAUUCUUUGAUGCAUAAAUGCUUGUAUGUUUCAGAAAAAUUUUUUUUAUAUCUUGACUUAUAUCUCCCAGACAUUUUCAAAGCUCUAAUCACAAGUAGAAUUGAAAAAACAUUUCACUGAGUAUAUGCGAGAGUUGCUAAAUUAUGUGAACGCUGAUAUUGAAAAUGAAGAUAUUAAAUAAUAUAGCAAUAUUUUUA
Molecule: messenger RNA, 924 nt
Organism: Mycetomoellerius zeteki
Lineage: Eukaryota; Metazoa; Arthropoda; Insecta; Hymenoptera; Formicidae
Gene: Polr3G
Product: RNA polymerase III subunit G
Exons: 2
Coding region: 97-744 (215 amino acids)
Biological process (GO): transcription by RNA polymerase III
Cellular component (GO): RNA polymerase III complex
Source: RefSeq, a predicted model, not a curated record